This is a messenger RNA of Paramecium octaurelia, 1757 nucleotides long. NCBI's taxonomy places the organism in Eukaryota, Ciliophora, Oligohymenophorea, Peniculida, Parameciidae. The record is from the annotation of a GenBank genome assembly.
AAAAUGGAUUAUGAAUAGGUGAUGAAUGACAAGAAGUUGAGAGAGCAGCUAGAGGGAGGGGAAACGAUAGUUUUGACUAUGAAAGUGAUAAAGUUCACAGGACAAAAUAAAAAGUUGCCACGAGUGAUUGUAAGGACAAUGUUUGAUUUGUGUUUAUAGGCAAUAACAAAUAAGAACAUAUAUAACAUAUCUCCAGCCGAAGGUAGUGCAGUCAAGAAUUUCUUUUAGAAUUUAGUGUAGAAGUAAGAAUCUGCAUAACCUAAAUUAGAUCGAGGAUCAAGAGAAAAAUAGCAUUAUCUGCAAUAAUAGGAAUAACCAUUUCAAAAAUAGUGAAGGAGUUCAUUCUUCAUAUCCCAACCGAAUAUGAUUAGCGAUAUUAGGUGGAUGAUUAGUAAAUAUUGACCAUUAUCAUUUAGAUUGGCAUUAAUAAUUUAAACACUUUGUGAAGUUUAUAUAAAGCAUAACCUAAAGAAAAUAAAGUGUUUCUUCAUUGAGGAAAUGAAUCUAAGUCAAUAUACAACAACUAAUUACGACAUUAAGAAGAACAUCAGAAGGCAAUUGCCAAAGUAAGGAAGCGAGAUGACAGUAGACGAAGUGAAAAUGGCAAUGCAAGCAUCAAGGGGAAAUGUUUAGACAUUGUAUCAGAAAUCGAAUUCUCCUGAGAUUAGCAUUGAAGAUUUCACAUUGAUCAAAAUGUUGGGGAGAGGGGCAUUUGGAAAGGUGAUGUUGUGUGAAAAGAAGGAUACUAAGGAGAUAUUUGCAAUUAAGAGUUUAAGAAAGGAAGAUAUCAUUUCUAGAGAUCAUAUUGAGUAUUUGAAGACUGAAAGAAAGAUAUUGGAGUAGACUCAGCAUCCCUUUUUGGUGUCAUUGGAGUAUGCCUUCAUCACUUAAGAAUGCGUUUACUUCGUAAUGAAGUUUAUGAUGUAAAUUAUGAAUUCUAUGUCAGAGGGGGUGAAUUGUAUACUCAUUUGUAGAAGAUAAAUAAAUUUAAUGAGGAAUUUGCUUUAUUCUACUCAUCACAAGUUCUAUUGGCUUUGGAGUAUCUGCAUAAGUAGGGUAUUAUCUACAGAGAUUUGAAACCAGAGAACAUUUUGAUGGAUGAAAAAGGAUACGUGGCCUUGACUGAUUAUGGAUUGGCUAAGUUCUUAUCAAAGGGAUAGGUUACUUAAUCUAUUGUAGGCACUCCUGAAUAUCUGGCACCCGAAGUAAUUACUCAAUAGGGACAUGCUUUCACUGCUGAUUGGUGGUGCUUGGGUAUAUUGAUGUAAGAUAUUUUGGAAUAUUCUAGUUAUGAAAUGUUGUGUGGUAAGACUCCAUUCUUUUCAGAGAAUAGAAAUCAGAUGUUCAGGAAUAUUGUGGAAUCUGAGUUGAAAUUCCCAUCAACUCUCCACAUCACACCAGAGUGUAAGAGUCUCCUAACAAGUUUACUCAAGAAGAAACCCAAUGAACGUCUGGGCAAUAAGGGAGAUGCCGAGGAGAUUAAGAAGCAUCCCUGGUUCAAACGCAUGGACUUUUAGAGACUGAUUGCAAAAGAAGUAAUAGAAUAUAUUCGAACAUGUAGAUUUAAGCACCAAUAAUUCCAGACUUAUAAUCUGCCACAGAUUUAUCAAAUUUUAAUCCCCAAAUUUUAGACGAAAGUAAUUUCACUUUAUUUUAUAUAAGAAAUUGAGGAAGGUGAGCCAUAAGGUACAACAAAUACUUAGGCUUUGAAAAAAUUUGAUUAAGAAUUCUAUGGUUUGAAUUACAAAAAAGAAUGA